GUGAUUUAGCGAAAUUAAUCUUUAAAAGUUUAUGCUGGAAAGAUUUUGGCAGUUUUAUUAAUAAUUUAUUUGAUAACCCAAAGGUUCUUAUCUUUUACAAAGACAAAAGUACAGCUCUCAUAAUUUUAUAUCAUUACGGAAGCAGAAGGGCUUUAGUUAAUAUAUCUAUCGUUCUCACGACCCAAACUUUUAGAGAUUUAACGGCUUCUCAAGAACUUGUGAUUCAAGUUACAAAACAAGAAGAGGUUUAUCUUAUCAUCAAAGUAGAGUUCAAAAAUAUCAAAUUUGCCAAGAAAGAUUAUACAUUACCUUUAGAAACAAUUGAUCAAUUCAAGUUCGAUCUUAUUUAUAUUAUAGGAAGUAGACUUAUAGAACAUUUUAAACAUCCAAGAAAACAGACAUUUUUAUUUUCAUAUUUAGAAAGCUUAUUUUUCAAAGGUUUUGAAGGUCAUAUUCAUUAUUUCAAUCAUAGAAAUGAAAAUUACGACGAAUUUUUUCAAG
Messenger RNA from Racocetra persica, 501 nucleotides. Lineage: Eukaryota; Fungi; Glomeromycota; Glomeromycetes; Diversisporales; Gigasporaceae. The record is from the annotation of a GenBank genome assembly.